Rhipicephalus microplus (southern cattle tick) is the source of this 573-nucleotide messenger RNA. RefSeq lists its product as uncharacterized. The record is from RefSeq and is a predicted model, not a curated record. NCBI's taxonomy places the organism in Eukaryota, Metazoa, Arthropoda, Arachnida, Ixodida, Ixodidae.
CUUGCCCGUAUAGCAUCUCAGCCGAGAGUCGUGUCGUGUCUUCAUACGCGGAGAAGCAUCUACAUAUACGCCAGCAUCAUGCACGCCGUUCUCUCAGCCGCCAUCUUGCUCGUGGCGUCGAUGUGCGUCGUGCACGCCGGCUACCCAGCGCUGCUGCCGUACGGCUACGGCUACGGAGCCGCACCCGCCCUCGUGGUGCCCAAGGUGGUGGCCCCCGUCUACACGCCCGUCGUGGCCAAGGUGCCCACGGCCGUCAGCUACUCCUACUUCCACGCCGCCCACCCGCCGCCGGUGAUCAAGUUGCACGCCGCACCAGCCCUGGUCAAGCUGCCGUACGCGCCGUAUUACCACUAAGAGGCGGGCGCGACCAUCCGAAACUUCCAAAGUCCAAUGGACCAAAAGCGUGUCAGUUUCGACGACAUUGCCCGACACGGUGCUCGGCAACUGCAGGACUGGGCUGUGCAUCAUACGCCACCUUGGUCUACGUACGCAGUGCGAAGUAGACGUACCUGCGCGACUGGCCAAUCUGCAGCACGUCAUCAAUGUACAAAAUUGCCAGAAUAAAAAAAAAAU